Molecule: messenger RNA, 6542 nt
Organism: Cherax quadricarinatus
Lineage: Eukaryota; Metazoa; Arthropoda; Malacostraca; Decapoda; Parastacidae
Product: signal peptide peptidase-like 2B
Biological process (GO): membrane protein proteolysis
Cellular component (GO): lysosomal membrane; cytoplasmic side of endoplasmic reticulum membrane; lumenal side of endoplasmic reticulum membrane
Molecular function (GO): aspartic endopeptidase activity, intramembrane cleaving
Source: RefSeq, a predicted model, not a curated record
UUAUCACCUGGCGGGGAUGAAGACUCUACUCUGUAUUUACCUGUAUCUGAUGCAUUGGAGUGGGAUGUGUGUGAUGAGACAGAGCCCCCACCAGCAAGUCUUGACAUAGAAAACAGAUAUAUUUUUGUGUCCUCAGAAAACAACUGUUCUGCAUUGGAGAGAGCCAGCCGAAUCCAGAGCCUGGGUGGAGCUGGCACCUUGAUUGUAAAAGAAAAACUACAUGCUCCUAAACAAAAUAACACAGACUACAAUUUUACUCUUGCCUUUAUUCAGAACUCCAGUUAUGUCAAGAUCAUGGAUGGUGGGGAGAAUGUCACAGUUGGCCUUUAUUCUCCAGAGGACUCCCUCUUGCCCUUAAGCCUCGUCAUCAUUUGGUUCUUGGCUGUCUUCUCUGUUGGUGUUGGUGCCUUCUGGUCCGGGAAGGUGCGACACAAGUUAUAUUUGAGUGAGCAGUGUGGACAUGUGGGUGAAGAUAAUCCAAUGACUUGUCGCGAGCCUGCCUUGCCACAUGAAGAAACAUCCCUGAAUCAUCUGCCAAGAGCAUCUGGUUUUGUGGUGCUGAUGUGUACCAUGCUGCUCAGUCUCUACUUCUUUUAUCAUAUCCUGGUGUUUGUGAUCAUCGGCAUGUUCUGCAUUGCAUCAGGUUCAGCAGUGUUCUGUUGUUUGCAGCCUCUCAUCUCACGAAUCCCCUGUGCAACUUGCAGAACACCAUACUUCAACAUCUAUGUUGUCCGUGGAACUCUAGAAGUUCGCCAGAUCCUCUUGUUGAUAUUCUCCUUUGGGCUGAGCAUUGUGUGGGUCGUGAUGAGAAAGGAGCCAUGGGCUUGGAUUCUCCAAGAUAUUUUAGGAAUUGCAUUCAGUAUCAAUGUACUUAGGGUGCUUCGGUUACCAAGCCUUAAGAUCUGCACCAUCCUGCUCUGUGGGCUUGUUAUAUAUGAUAUCUUCUUCGUCUUCAUCACCCCAUUCAUUACAUCUGAUGGGAAGAGCAUUAUGGUAGAAGUUGCCAAGGGUGGGACAAGCCAAGAACAGCUGCCCAUGGUACUCAAGGUGCCCAACUUUGCCUUCCUUGAGAUUUCCAACAUUUGUCAUAUAACUGAUAAUUACAACCUUCUUGGCUUUGGUGAUAUCCUUAUCCCAGGUCUUCUAGUGUCAUUUGUCCACUCGUUUGAUCUGCAAAUUGGCACGCCAUGUCAUCUUUAUUAUCUGGUGAAUGUGAUUGGUUAUGGAACUGGGUUGGUGGUGACAUUCAUUGCAUUAUGGCUGCUGAAUGGUGCCCAGCCAGCCCUGCUGUAUCUAGUACCCUUCACUCUCAUUCCCACCUACAUUGUGGCUGCUAUCAGAGGAGAGGUUGUAGCCAUGUGGCAUGGAGACUCUGAUAAGGUUGUGAGCCAGGGUUUAGAGAAGAAGGUUCCUCCCAAGUUUGAAAGCGGAGAGAGUGACAUGGAUUCUCCAGAAGAGGGUGUUCCCAAUGGUUCUGCGCAAAUCGUUACCUGAUUCCCAUAUGUGCAAGCUGCCAGUGAACUCCAUCAUAAGCCGUCAGUCAACUCAAAGAUUUUGCAUCAACCUCAAACACCAGGAUAGUAACUAGAAGGGAAACAGUCAAAAUUCUUUCCAAUUGAUUUAAAGCCUUGAAGUUUAGUGGGAGGGGCUGUUCUUUAGAUGGUUGAAAGAGUGAGACAUGGUUGUAGUUUGCCUUCCAUGGACAUUUCCCAAGGGAGGUCAGCUGCAUAUCCAUCAACUUUUUCAUUGGCUUAUGAACCUUUCAUAAUGAAAAGUUAUCAUCCAAAUAAAGAUAGGUAGCAAGUAUACCAUAGCAGCCACGGGUUUUUCACUUCAUUAAUGCUUAUUUACAUGUAGUAGGUAAAUAAAUAUGUAGGCAUUCACAUGUAUUUGUGUAUGUUAUUCAUCUUGAGAAUAUACGUAUCUACUGUUUCCCAGCUUAGAAAGUGUUACCAGACUGAAUAAGCAGUUAUUCCAUUUUUUAGUGAUUUACAAAAAAUAUACAAGACUGUUUCAACACAGCCCUCAUGGAGGGAUUUUCAUUCAGAGAGUUAUUAAGAUGCCUUGUACAUUUUGUGUGUAAACAACAGUUGAUUUUUGACCGAGACAUAAAAAAUGAGAAAUGUUUUAACUUAGUGUGAAUGCAGAUGUUCAGUCUUUCAAACCUGUGGCACAUAAGUAGUGUCUUCCUUGAUCAAAGAUGAGGAGGUAAAGAAAGAAAUUCAUCCUUUAAGACUGCUCAUUGUGUCUCAGGUACCUGCUGUGCAACAGUAAGGAAUCUUGACUGUGGUUCAUGUAUAUCUGAUUUACUAGAGCACCUUGAGAUUUACACUGCCAUGUGUUAGCUCAUAAGACAUAACCCAUGUAGGACACACAGCAUACUGUUUUCACAAAUGACUGAUGAAGCUUGAUGUAUGGAGAAUAAGUUACUAUGUCUGAAGCAGUUCAUAGUUAGCUCUCAGUUUGUAGAAGAAACCUUAGAUAACAUUUCAUUCUGCCCAUUAACAAGUUAUAAAGCAAUCACAUAACUUGUCCAAGAUGGAGCAAAGCUUUGUCUAAAGUUUUUUCUAUAAACUUGAUGUAUGGCUGGUGAGCCAAAAUCCACACAUGCUCAUGAUAUUAUAGUGCAUUUAUGUACUGUCUUGUUAGGUAUAGGUGAAAUCUCCUUAACACAUCCUAGUGGCUUUUAUAUACACUAAAGAAAGUGUCCUGCUUGGGCUAUGGUUAGGCAUAACAUUGUUGUAUUCAGUUUUUAAUUUGGUGUGAUUUUUCAAAAACAAGUGCUUACUAGUAAAGAGUUGUUGGUAUAUUGCUAAAUUUGAAAUUGGCCUGUAAGUUAACCUGUCUGUGUUUGUUUUCAUUCUGAGGAAUAUGAAUAAUGUGAAAUAUCCCCAGGAAAUAAAAUAAAGCAUGGAGGUAAGAGCUACACUAAUGGUAGGUUAUUUGAUUUUAGAGGGACAUUUUGUCUGUGUUUUUGAUAUGGGCCUGUGACUUUUCUUGAGCUUUUCAGCUUCUCCCACUAAUAAAUACAUGUACAAUUCUCACACUGCAAUUUUUAGAGCCUCAAAAUUAAUGUAAUUUGAGCCAAAAUAAACCACAGUAUGGACACUUACAUUGCAAAUUUUAGAAUGCCUCAGAAUUAAUAAAAUUCGAGCCCAAAUAAAUUUUGCUAAUACAGUAGCUUCAGAAUUGCAUGCAGUGAGAUUCAUAGCUUGAGGCAGUGAGGUUUGCUAGUCUACUCUGUGAUUCCCACUCAACUUAAGAAUGAAUGCUUAGACAAGAGUGAAAUGGUGUCAUUAGUUUUAAUAAAAAGAUUCAUUUUUGUGGCUCUGUUCAUGUGUCAUUAUUUUUUUGGGGCUUUUUAUUGGUAGUUUAAUAAAUAUUUUUUUCUGGGUUGGCUGUUUACCAAAUGCAUUCAUACUUUGUGUAUAUUCAUUUUAUGUGUGUAAUUUAUAGAGCUCACAUUUAUUUGAUAAGAGAUUUUUCUUAAAUGCUGUAGCAGACAUCACUAGCCACUGGUUAGGUACUGGACAUGUCAGUGUGAGGUACAGUAUACACUGGUUAACCCUUAAACUGUCCAAACGUACAUCUACAUUUGCGCGCAUAGUGCUCCAACCUUGAUUUUCUCCAUAAGAAAGAAUGUAAAAAAAAAAAACGUAGAUCUACGUUCAGAGCGCUUCACGAGCGAACGUAGAUCUACGUUUGGACAGUUUAAGGGUUAAGAAAAACACGUAAGCAAACACUAGGACGUAUUUAUUAGAAAAUGUUUCGGUCCUGAGACCUUGUUCACUUCUAACAUACAGAGGUUGAAAGACAUUAUGUAUAGGCAGAGAGUGAGGUGUGAGUGAUGCAUGGUGAUCUGAAUAAUGCCAUGUUGGGAUGAGGACAGGUAGAUGAUGAGAUCAUAGGACUCCUGUGUCAUCGUCUACCUGUCCUCAUCCCAACAUGGCUUUCUUCAGGCCACCAUGCUUCACUCACACCUCACUCGACGCUUAUAAUGUCUUUCAGCCUCUGUAUGUUAGAAGUGAACAAGGUCCCAGGACUGAAACAUUUUUUAAUAAAUAUGUCCUAAUGUUUGCUUAUGUGUUUUUCUAAACCAACUUGUUGGUAUUUAUUAUCAAGGUUUAUACCACAGUAUACACUACAUGCCAACCCACCCUCAGUGAUAGUCCAGCUGCUGCCUGCCUUUACAUAUAUGUACUGUACUGUAUACUGUAUCGUGGCUUUGUUCUGUGUAUUAAACAAUAUCUAAUAGUGUUUGUAAGUGAAAAGAAACAAUACUUAUAGUACAAUAUUGGAUAAAUAUUCUUAGUUAGCAAUAGAUGCAAUUAGAUAUGCAAUAUUAUGACUAAAGAAUGCAUCUUUGAUUAAAACCUGGAUAUCGGUAGGAAAAUAGUUUCCUGGUUCUUAACAUUUGACUUACAGUUUUUGGAAUGAAUUAACAUCAUAAGUGACUGGUGGUGGGCUGGUGUCAUACAGUACACAUUUUUUUUGUUAACAUGCUGGCUGUUUUCCACUGAGGCAGAGUGACCCAAAUAAGAAAUACUUUCACCAUCAUUUACACCAACACUCUUGCCAGACUUGCACAGAUAUGACAGUACACAUAUGCUGUUUAAAUUAUCACAUCUGCACAUGUAGAUAUGAAAUGAAAUGACACCCUCUUCGUGAUUGACACCCUCUUCGUGAUCAAAGAACCAGACACUUGUAGACAAUACAUAUAUGCCAUGAAGCAUUAAUAAUCUUCAUUUAAGACAUGGUUACACAGAACAAAGGUAGCUUCUUCAUCCCUGAAAUAUAACGAUAAACUCCAGUGUCACCUGACAGCUAGAAAUCACUUCUCCUAUUACCAGCAUGGGACAGUGGGCAUACUUCUGAAUCUUAUCAUGUUCCCUUUAUAUACCCUCUCUGUCCCUUGUACAUGUUAUGUUUAUAUUGGCUUGGUAAAGCUAGAGAGCAAACCAUAGCUGUAAUAAAUCUCUCAUUAGUUGCUCUUGGGUCGUUUGGCCUAAGUAUUGUAAGUAAAUUUUACCAAUAUUUAUACUGAAUUAAUCGUGAAGAAAAACUUUUUAGACAUUGAACAACACUUCAUUACAAUAACAAAAGACAGGGAGAUAUAAUCAUGACAUAGAAAAUACUGCAGCAUUGACAGGAUGGAUUGGGAAUAUAUUUGGCAUGAGGGGGGAUAGGAGCAAAGGGGUAUAGAUGGAAGCUGAAAACCAAGACAAGCUACAAAAAUGUUAAAGAAAUAUUUUUUCAGGUAAAGAGAAGUGAAAAAUGAAAAAACUAUAUACAGUGGACCCCCGGUUAACGAUAUUUUUUCAUUCCAGAAGUAUGUUCAGGUGCCAGUACUGACCGAAUUUGUUCCCAUAAGGAAUAUUGUGAAGUAGAUUAGUCCAUUUCAGACCCCCAAACAUACACGUACAAACGCACUUACAUAAAUACACUUACAUAAUUGGUCGCAUUGGGAGGUGAUCGUUCAGCGGGGGUCCACUGUAUUGAGGUUGAAGUGUCAAGAGUAAAUAUGACCCUCUGAAAUAACUUUUCUGUGAGCAUUAUACAGUACAGAGCAUACAAAUGUAAUGCCAUUGCUUUUUUUAAAUGAAUCGUAAUGCAGAACUUUUUUUUUUUUUUAAAUGUUUUUUCUUUAUAGCUUAUGAAUGCUAGUGCUCUACAUGAAACAAAUAUUUUUAUUUAUGCACUAGAUUAGUUUUCUAUUGGAACUGGACAUUAAUAACUUAGGGAUAACAAAAUCUACUAGAGAGGAAGCUGCUGCCUUAAUUUUACACUACUCACUGAGCAUAGUUUACAAUUUUGGUACUGACUCUUAUUAUUAUUAUUAAUUAUUAUUAUCACACUGGCCGAUUCCCACCAAGGCAGGGUGGCCCGAAAAAGAAAAACUUUCACCAUCAUUCACUCCAUCACUGUCUUGCCAGAAGGGUGCUUUACACUACAGUUUUUAAACUGCAACAUUAACACCCCUCCUGACUCUUGCGGUGGUUGUAUGCAAAUGUUACAUAAGGAUUCAAUUAUGAUUAGUGAUAGGUUAAGAAGCAAGUGUGGACCUGGUGCAACACACGUGGUACUUUAUAUGCAAUAUCUUUUUACUUUAAAAUUUGUUCUUGCCUUUAAUUACUGAAAUUGUUAAGUAAUAAAAUUGUGCUAAUGAACUGAAAAUUAAGAAAUGACAUUUCUUUUGCUCCAUUAAAGUAAUUGUUACAUGUAAAAUGGGCUGUACCCCUCCCCCAUUUCACAACUGGGAACCCCAAGGGCAUCAACCCAUUUUUGCCCGAAUGUUAACCCUUUGACUGUCGCGGCCGUAUAUAUACGUUUGUGAGGUACCGUGUUUGACGUAUAUAUACUCAUAAAUUCUAGCGGCUUCAAAUCAGGCAGGAGAAAGCUAGUAGGCCCACAUGUGAGAGAAUGGGUCUGUGUGGUCAGUGUGCACCACAUAAAAAAAAUCCUGGAGCACGCAGUGCAUAAUGAGAAAAAAAAAACUCCGACCGUUUUUUUUUAAUUAAAAUGCCGACUUUGUGGUCUAUUUU